UGCACUUUAUACUUUAUUUGACUUCUAUCAAGUUUACUCUUUAUUAUGAUGAACAUUAGUUAACCAUGGAAUAUGUGCCUUAGGUUGAAAGAUACUUUUUGGUUGACCAUUUAAUAUUAAUAGAAUAAUGAUGAAAAGAAGAAUAUUUAUAAUGGAACGAGAAGAUUUGAAAAAAGUGACAGGAUAAUUUAAUAUAGCUUUUGAUAAACGUAAAAUAAAUAGUUCUAUUUUUUGUAGAAUUGUAUUAAUUGAUUUAAUAUGCCCGAGAGAAUUAUCCAACAUAUGAUAUUUAGUAUUCAUCUAAUCAUGACAAAAAUACAAACAAAGAAAAUAACUUUUAUCAAUAAUAUUACCUUAUGUUUAUGUAUUGCUUCAAAUACAAAAAUCUAAAAGAUACAUGAUAAUCAAACAAAAAAAAACAGUAUAAUAGGAGAUAUAAUUUCGUUGAGAAAGAAGAAUUAUUAUUUAUUUAUUACAAACGAAUUUUUUGAAUUCAUAGAAGAGAGAAAAAAUGAUCAAAUUCAACGUCAUCAAAGAAGACGAUGCAAUAAAUAAAUAACAAAACUAGAAAAAAAAGUAAGAAGUUGGGAAUUUCGAUGUAUUAUCGUGCAUGGUAAAGAAAGACGUAGCUGACCAAUGUAAUCUUUAUAUGAAAAAUGAAGAAAACAAAAGAAGAGAAAAAGAUAUACACAUACGAAUACAAACGUUCCUUUGAUUACUCUCUAGCACAUGAUCUUUAGCACGUGUUAUAUAUGAAAGUACACUUAUUCGUGCGAAAUAACAUUCAUUCUAAAUGUUCUCUGUAACUUAUAUUCACUUUUGAUUUAUUCAAUAAAAUUUGGAACAAUUUUAACUUUUAGUACAUGAUGUGAUGAUACAAUGUGUUUGUCUGAUUCUAGAAAUAUGAAGUGCACUUUUUUUUUACUUGAUUCUCUGAAAGCUUCUUUUAGCCACUUUUCAUAUCUUUCAGUAGACUAUUUCGAUAUUUUUUCUAUCUAUUCUAUAAUACAACUACAUUAUUCUAAUUUCUUUCGUGCUACAUAAGGGUGUGGGUGUGACUUGCAAUAGAGGUGACAGAUAAAUAAGUUGCUUAUACCGUCAACGUAGUCCACAGUAUUUUGUUGAAGAUCUUGCUGAACAUAUACUGUAUAUUUGAAUAUAAAUAUAUUUUUGAAAAAAAAACAAAAAUUCAUUUAUUUUUAAGGAAUAUCGGGAAUUACAAUCAGUUGAAGUAUCAAAUGAUUCUAGUGUAGGUGAUUGUGAGAAUGAAUUAUCUGAAUAUGAUUCUCGUAUUGAAACAUUAAAAGAACAAAAAUCUAAAAAAAAUGGACGACGAGCAAUACAUGGAUUACGAAAAAUUCAACAACAUGUAGAAGCAGUUACUAAACAAUCACAUAUAUUUUGUCAUAUUGUUAAUAAACAAGAAAAACUUAUUCAUAUUACAUCAUAUGAAGAUGAAGUUCAUAAAGAUACGCGAUCAUUACCAGGUGGUGAACGUUCAUUUUCAACUGUUUAUUUUAUGCUUGCUCUUUGGAAAGUUGUCUUGAUGAAUUUGACGUUUUUAUGUGGUAAAGGUGAAGGUGUUUAUACUUUUAAAAAAGUCGAUCCAUUAAGAAACCCAACACAAUCGGCUUAUCCAGGGUAG
Adineta steineri is the source of this 1645-nucleotide messenger RNA. The record is from the annotation of a GenBank genome assembly. Lineage: Eukaryota; Metazoa; Rotifera; Eurotatoria; Adinetida; Adinetidae.